Gadus macrocephalus (Pacific cod) is the source of this 2198-nucleotide messenger RNA. Its product is annotated as coiled-coil domain-containing protein 106-like. The coding region runs from base 1047 to 1640 and encodes 197 amino acids. Gene Ontology annotation, cellular component: nucleoplasm. The transcript has 3 exons. NCBI's taxonomy places the organism in Eukaryota, Metazoa, Chordata, Actinopteri, Gadiformes, Gadidae. The record is from RefSeq and is a predicted model, not a curated record.
GUGUACAUCCCCGUGCCCCGUCGUGCAGGAGGAAUAUCUCCGUACACCGGGCAUGAAUGUCCGUUCAUUCCCCUGCAUGCGCAAUGGCUGUGUCUCUGCUCCUGCACGAAUAUAGGCUACAGUGAGGUUUUUUUUAACAAGCAAAUCAUACUGUCUACUCUGUACAGUAAUAAAGAGUGUAUAGUGUCCGGUCUUGUCGCUGAACUGAUGGUUUACCCUCCAGCUCCACGGAUGGUCGCUGUCACUAUUGAUGUUUGGGACUGCAUCUCUUUGAUAUCGCCAAACUUCCGGGUCACGUAAACCCGACCAAUUAAAUAUUAAAAUCAAAUUCAGUCCUGCUGCCUGUUUUUUCAUUUCGUAUUCUUGAUCUGAAAUAUGAAAAACCAGACAUUUUUUUGUUUUUUGUGUUGGAUUCAAAAACAAAAAACAAAAUAAGCUGUCACUUUUUAGUUUUUGGAUUUUUGAUUUCCAAUCGAAAAUAGAAUGAAUGAAUGAUACACGGAUUACGGAUUCAAUAGUUUUCGGACAGUUCGGUUUGAAGAAAAAAUCAAACUAACGAAACAUACACUGACCGAUGUGCGUGUCUAUCUCUCUUUUCACUACACAAAUACAGACAUUGUAACAUGUGAUAAUCCAUCAAUCCACCGAUUGAUUAUUAAAAAGGCUUCUUUGAAAGCAAGCGACCAGGAGCAGGCUCAGGAAAACAGCGGAGAAGUGAGCCAAAAUGGCGACAACAGAAAGUUAUUGUCGAACCCAGUAAAUCUUUUUCAAAUAAUGAAUUCAGAGUAAAUCUAUUUUUUUAAUGGAAAAGCAAUAGUUUUAUUCUGCAUCCCUCUAAAUGCUCUGUAGGUAUUUUUAAAAUAAUAUGGCUUUUAAUAAAGAUUAUCCAUAUUCAACCUAUAACCUCUAUUAUUUAACCAUGUUUAGGAAAGGCUUUCUAAACUUUUUCUGUUUAUUUUAACAUUUAUUUUCUCUCAAAUUAUGCAGUGUCACCAACGGGAGCAUCAUUAAUCACAAAAUUGAAAGAGGAGAACAAAUUGGCUAAGAUGAAAAUACAACGCCUGGAGGAGCGGGUGAAGCACCUGGAAGAGGCUAACAUCGAUCUCAAAAAGGACAAAGAUUUUCUGCUUAGUAGAUUUGACGAGAAGCCAGGUCCUUCUCACAAGAGUGCAAAGAAAGAAGUCAUCUCUACCUCCUCUGAAACACCCUCAGCCUCAUCCUCUGAUGAGUCAUUCUUCUCAGAGGAAGAAGAGGUUAAGGUAAAGGAGAAGAAGAAGAAGAGGAAGACCAAGAAGCCAAUGAAAACCUUAGAGCCACACAGUCGCUCAAGGAUGACAACCAUCGAUGGCGUGGUGCGGCGCUACAUGAGGGCUCUCAAGAGCUUCAAAAAAACUGGAUCCAUGAAGCGAGCCUUUGAGCAUUUGGGGGUGGACCGGAACACCAUAGCAAGGACCGCCCCAAUCGCUGAGGUCCACAUCAUUUUCCCAGACAUAUUUGAGGGUUUGAGUAAAGAUAGCCAUGACAAAAUCUCCACCUUCACAGAGAGGUGCAGGGAAGCCAUAACAGCAGAAAUGGCGAGCACACUGACGCACAAAAAAAAUGCAGGUGAACUACUGCCGAUCACUUACAAAAUGACCUAAUCAUUAGACAAUUGGCUUUAUGCACAGCUCCACGACUUCCUGAAAUAAGCCAGCUCGUUUAUUUCAUGUCUUACAUUAUUGGACCAACUGAUUAAUCCAGGUGUGUCUGACCUCACAACAAUGGUCAGGCACACCUGGAUUAAUCAGUUGGUCCAAUAAUGUAAGACAUGAAAUAAACGAGCUGGCUUAUUUCAGGAAGUCUUGGAGCUGUGCAUAAAGCCAAUUAGUCAAUAGUUUUUAUUGUUGUUCAUAUUUUGUUAAGAAACUUUUUCCAGUAUUUGUGUUUGCUUGUUUUGUAGCAAUGUUGCAGUUAUUACAGGCCCAGAAGUCACAAUGUAUGCCAGCAAUAGCUGGUUAAGUUUGAUUUGAGUCAUUAGACCUCUAGAUUUUGAGUUAAGUUUGAUAUUGUUGAUAGCUACUGGUCAGGAGCAGCAAAGCAUUCUGUAAGGGUGAUCAAAAGCAGCUUUUACCCAUUAGUUCGAGUAAAAAUGGUAAGGGAAAUACAUGCAACAUGUUCAUGGUCAGUAAUCAUGACAUGAGUGUUGAGCAGAGGUUUCU